UCCAGCGUCACGGCAUAUACACAAUAUGAUGCUUAUUGUUCUUGCCUUAUUGGCCACUGGGGUCACCGCCGCCCCUCAGAGAUACUCAGCCCCAGCGGCGCCUACUCGCUACGAUGACUCUCGCGAGGUUGUGCCUAUUUUGAAGGACGACCGUGUCCACGAAGAGGAUGGCAGAUACAAUCUUGAAGUAGAAACAGGCAAUGGCAUCAGCUUGUCUCAGUCUGGGUCCCCCAGCGGUCCCGACGGUUCCGUGGUCAAGGCUGGUCAAUACUCAUACACUGCUCCUGACGGCACUUCUGUCGUAGUGAAAUUCGUAGCGGAUGAGAACGGCUACCAACCCGAGUCUAACCAUCUGCCUGUGGCUCCUGUCUUCCCUCACCCAAUUCCUCAGUUUGUGCUGGACCAGAUCGCCUUCGCUGCUGAAGAAGACGCUGCUCGUGCCCGCUCAGAAUCUAGAGGACCUUCUGGUAGUUACUCAGCUCCUCAGUAGUGUUAAUGAUAAAGUUUCGAC
Molecule: messenger RNA, 511 nt
Organism: Cherax quadricarinatus
Lineage: Eukaryota; Metazoa; Arthropoda; Malacostraca; Decapoda; Parastacidae
Product: cuticle protein AMP1A-like
Cellular component (GO): chitin-based extracellular matrix
Molecular function (GO): structural constituent of chitin-based larval cuticle
Source: RefSeq, a predicted model, not a curated record